AUGAUAAUACAAAAGCAGUAUGAAUAUGUUUGCAAAACUGAGAAAAAAUUAUAAAAAUAAAGUUCAUAUGAAAGAAUUGUGAACAGUAAGUUUUUAAUACCUAGAUCUGAAUAAAAUUAACAAGAUGGCCAAUAUAAUACAGUCAAUUUUUAGGCUUAAGCUUUUUACAGCUAAGCCUAAAAAUUGUCACAAAUAAUCCCUGUCUGUGAUCCUUAAACAAAUCCACUAAAUGACAUGUACUUGAUACCAAACAUUUAGAGUUAAGAAUAGGACAAUAGCUUCAUAAAGACUUGUAACGAUAUAAAAUCAAUAAAUGAACUUGAUGAAACAUAUAUUCGAUUACAAAACGAAUAAGUAGUGUUAUUGGAUAACAAUAAAAAUGAUUAGUAAACAUUUAAACCAUUUUUAUCUUCUAAAUGGAAUAGAGACAGAAAUUAUGAAUCUCCUAUAAAGUAUCCCCAUAAGGCAUUAGUAUCAAAAGGUAAUAAAAUCAUAGAAAUAGAAAAUACAAACGAAGCGAGAAAGCAUUUGACCAACUUGAAAAGACACCUUAUACACAAGCUGAAAAAUUUAGAAUCAGAAAGAGAUUUUUAAACAAGGUUUGAAAAUGUAGAUAACUAGCUAUAUAAAUAAAGACAAAGUAAAUAUAAUCCUGGAUUGAAUGAGUCUUUUAAAGUAUAGCAAGAAACAAGAGCUGAUAUUCCAGAGAAGUAGUUAGGCCCAUAGUUUUAACUUAGAUUUAAUAAAAGAGAAAUUUGUGACCAAUCAAAAAUAUCACUCAUUGAUGAUCAAACAAGAGAGUAGCUUAAAGAGGAAAUUUUUAUGAGAGAUGAAUUGACUAACUUUAUUAAAGAUAAACAAGCCAACAGCAAUAGAAAAAAGUGGAAUUUAUAAUACAAGCUUUAGCCUAUAACUAACCCAUUAAUACCUUAAGAACUCAGAAGAAAGCAUAAAUAUGCAAAUCCAAUUUUAGAUUAAACAAGCUUUUUGAUCAAUGAGGUUUAUUACGAUAAAGAAUUUGAAGCUUAAAUAAAUCCUUUACUUUCUAGUGAUAAGCAGAAAGUGUUAGGAUAAACAUUUUCUCAUCGCUUUAAUAACAGUCCUUUAGUUUUAUACAGAAAAGGAAGAUCAAUGUCAAGAGAUUAUCCAUAUAAUAGAGGGAUAUUUGAAAUAACUUAAAUCAACAAAAAAAAUAAUAACUUAAAUUAAUCAUUUUUAUGA
Tetrahymena thermophila SB210 is the source of this 1221-nucleotide messenger RNA. RefSeq lists its product as hypothetical. The record is from RefSeq and is a predicted model, not a curated record. NCBI's taxonomy places the organism in Eukaryota, Ciliophora, Oligohymenophorea, Hymenostomatida, Tetrahymenidae. The transcript has 2 exons.